AUGUCUGUUUCUGUUCUUGAUCAAAUUAAACAAUUUACCACUAUCGUUUCUGAUACUGGUGAUUUCGAAUCAAUUGCCCAAUAUAAGCCUCAAGAUGCAACUACUAAUCCGUCGCUUAUCUUGGCUGCCUCGCAAAAUUCCCAUUACGCGCCUUUAAUUGAUCGGGCAAUCGAGUAUGCUAAAAAUAAAGGGGGAAAUAUCGACGAUCAAGUCGAAUUGGCUUUAGACAAAUUGUUGAUCAACUUUGGCUCCGAAAUUCUCAAAAUUAUCCCCGGUCGCGUCUCCACAGAAGUCGACGCCAGACUUUCAUUCGACAAGGAGGCCACGAUCGCAAAAGCACGACACCUGAUCAAUCUCUACAAAGAAAUUGGGAUCGACAGUUCACGCGUGUUGAUCAAAAUCGCUUCUACAUGGGAAGGAAUUCAAGCAGCGAAACAACUGGAAACGGAGGGAAUUCAUUGUAAUCUGACAUUAUUGUUUUCGUUUCCACAGGCGGUGGCAUGCGCUGAAUCAGGCGUUACCCUCAUCUCACCGUUUGUCGGCCGUAUCCUCGAUUGGUACAAGAAAAGCACAGGUAAAGAUUACGCGGCGCACGAAGACCCGGGUGUUCAGUCCGUCAAGCGUAUCUACAACUACUACAAAAACAACGGCUACAAAACCAUCGUAAUGGGUGCUUCAUUUCGAAACACGGGUGAGAUAGAGGAAUUGGCUGGUGUUGAUUUCUUGACGAUUAGUCCUGCGUUGUUGAAGCAAUUGCAACAGGAUACCAAACAAGUUACCCGUAAAUUGAGUCCUGAAAUUGCUAAAGCACAAUCCGAGCCUAAAGUUUCGUAUGAUGAAAAGACCUUCAGAUGGGAAUUGAACGAAGAUGCGAUGGCCACUGAGAAAUUGGCUGAGGGCAUUCGAAAGUUUGCAGAAGAUGCUGUGAAAUUAAAAAACCAACUUAAGCAACGACUAUCGUAA
This is a messenger RNA of Ambispora leptoticha, 963 nucleotides long. Lineage: Eukaryota; Fungi; Glomeromycota; Glomeromycetes; Archaeosporales; Ambisporaceae. The record is from the annotation of a GenBank genome assembly.